UCCCUGUCCCAUUUCUGGGGUCCGUGUUCCCUCGUCUUCCCCCCCCCCUCACCACCCUUUUUCCCCCCCGUGUCCCCCCAGGUGCACCCCCCGGCCCAGCGCGGUUUCUACGGGGCGGCGGCUCAGCUGAAGCUGCUGCUGGAGGUGCCCGAGCAGGUCUGGGGGGCGGUGGAGGGGGGUCGGUACCUGCCGGCCGCCCGGCUGCACCUGCUGGGUGCCCACCUGCGCCGGCAGCUCCAGCUGGACGCCCCCCGUGCCCGCAGCAGCCCCAUCCUCGCCCGCUUCCCCAUCCUGCUGCGUCAGGUGGCCGCCGCCAGCCACCUCAGAUCCACCAUCCUGCAGCAGAGCAAGGCCCUGCUGCGGGCGCGGGCAGUGUCGGACCAGGCGGUGGCCGAGGCCCUGUGUGCCAUCAUGCUGCUGGAGGACAGCUCCCCACGCCAGGCCCUGGCUGACUUCCUGCUGGCCAGGAAAAUGGCCAUCCAGCAGCUGCUCAACCAGCCACACCACGGUGCAGGUAUCAAGGCUCAGGUGUGUUCCCUGAUGGAGCUGCUCACCACCACCCUGUACCAGGCUCAUGCUCUGUUCUACACUGUGCCUGAGGGGAUGUCCCCGGACCCAGCCCUGCCCUGUGGAUUGCUCUUCUCCACCCUGGAGAGCACCACAGGCCAGCAGCCUGCAGGGAGAGGGGGGGUCCUGGAGGAGGACUUGAAGCUGAGCAGCUGGUUCAAGUACCUGCCGGAGUCCGUGGUGGAAUUCCAGCCGGCCCUGCGGACCCUGGCACACCCCAUCAGCCAGGAGCACCUCAGGGAGACCCUGCAGCAGUGGAUCAGCAUGUGCAGCGACGACAUCAGGGCCGGGGUCAGCAGCCUGCUGGUGUACGUGAGGAGCAUGAAGGGGCUGGCAGGGAUCCGAGAUGCCGUGUGGGAGCUGCUGUCCAGCGAGUCCGGCAGCCACAACUGGGAGGCCGUGUGCCGGCGGCUCCUGGACAGGCCCGUGUCCCUCUGGGAGGACCUGCUGCAGCAGCUCUUCCUGGACAGGCUGCAGACUCUGACCAAAGAAGGGUUCGACUCCAUCUCCAGCAGCUCCAAACAGCUGCUCACGUUAGCCUUGCAGGAACUGGAGGUCAAACUGGGCAACUCUGCCCUGAGCAAACAGAUCCAGCUGGAGCACAACGUGGCGCUGUUCCUGUGGUCGGAGGGCCCCGGGGACCUGCCUGCGGACGCGGCGUGGGUGAGCGUGGGGCAGCGCGGGCCCUUCGCCCGCAGCGGGCUGGCCAUGAAGGCGCAGGCGCUCACGCCGUGCGUGCAGAGCUUCUGCUCGGCCCUGGACUCCAAGCUGAAGGCCAGGCUGGAUGAUCUCCUGUCCUACCUCCCCGCGGAGCCCUCGGUGCCCGCGGAGCCGGCGGCGCGGCCGCGCUCCGCCUUCGACCGCUUCGCCGACGCCGGCACCGUGCGGGGGCUGCUGCGCGACCACUGCGGCGCCUGCGUCCAGCACCUGCUGGGCUGCGUCAGGGAGGAGCUGCAGAGCGCACAGGGCCCCCCCGGCGGUGCCGGGCUCAGUGCCGUCCUGUUCAUGGCCAGGCUGUGCCAGGCCCUGCCCGAGCUGUGCCCUCACCUGCAGCGCUGUGUCCUGGGCCCGGCGGGCAGCGCGGACACGGUGCCCAAGGAAACGCGCUCCACCAAGAAGCUGGGGAAGGGGAAGGCCCAGGAAGUGACCCCCGAGCAGGCCAAGUGGCAGGGGCUGAAGGCAGAGCUCCUGCAGCAGAGCCUGUUGGCUUAUCAGAUCUGGAGCUCCGCUGUCACCAAAGGUCUGGUUCAGUGCUUCACCCACACGCUGCUGCUGGACACGGCUGGUUCUGUCCUGGCCACAGCCACCAGCUGGGAUGAAAUUGAAAUCCAGGAGGAAACUGAGUCCGGGAGCAGCGUAACGUCAAAGAUCCGGCUGCCCGUGCAGCCCUCCUGGCACGUGCAGUGCCUCCUGUUCAGCCUGUGCCAGGAGGUGAACCGGGUGGGUGGCCACACUCUUCCCAAGGUGACCCUGCAGGAGCUGCUGAGGACCUGCAUGGCAGAGGUGCUCGCUGCCUACGAGAAGCUCAUGGAACAGAAGCAGGAGAAGAAGGUGGACACCUUCCCCCUGACCCAGACCAGAGCUCUGCAGUUGCUCUACGACCUGCGGUACCUCAGCAUCAUCCUGACGGCCAAGGGCGAGGAGGGGAAGCCCAGCAGGAUCAAGCAGGACUCUGGGAUUGAGAAGGUGAUCGACUUCCUGGAGGGACACAUCGAUCCCUUCGACUUGGACGUUUUCACUCCACACCUGAACAGCAACUUGAACCGCCUGGUCCAGAGAACCUCCGUUCUCUUUGGCUUGCUGACGGGGACAGAGAACCAGUACACGAGCCGGAGCGGGGCACUGAGCUCGCAGGAGCUGCACAACAUCCUGCCCUUGGCAUCCAGCCAGAUCAGGUUUGGGCUCCUGCCGCUGAGUAUGUCGAGCUCACGGAAGAGCAAGUCCACUGCCAGGAGCACGGAGCGAGUCCAGGUUGCAGCUCCUGUGCUCCCCAGAGAAGACGAGGCCUCCCGCCCGGGCUCCCUGUUCAGGCAGCUCGUCACCGAGGACGAGGACACGGCGGCGCCUUCUCUCUUCAAGCUGGGCUGGCUCUCGGGCAUGACCAAGUGAGGCAGCAGCAAAUAAAACGCUGGGCUGUG
This is a messenger RNA of Empidonax traillii (willow flycatcher), 2705 nucleotides long. RefSeq names its product component of oligomeric golgi complex 1 (gene COG1). Lineage: Eukaryota; Metazoa; Chordata; Aves; Passeriformes; Tyrannidae. The annotation marks the transcript as partial. Gene Ontology annotation, cellular component: Golgi apparatus; COG complex. The transcript has 13 exons. Gene Ontology annotation, biological process: intra-Golgi vesicle-mediated transport. The record is from RefSeq and is a predicted model, not a curated record.